This is a messenger RNA of Didymosphaeria variabile, 1068 nucleotides long. RefSeq lists its product as uncharacterized. Gene Ontology annotation, molecular function: hydroxypyruvate reductase [NAD(P)H] activity; NAD binding; glyoxylate reductase (NADPH) activity. NCBI's taxonomy places the organism in Eukaryota, Fungi, Ascomycota, Dothideomycetes, Pleosporales, Didymosphaeriaceae. The record is from RefSeq and is a predicted model, not a curated record. The coding region runs from base 1 to 1068 and encodes 355 amino acids. Gene Ontology annotation, cellular component: cytosol. The transcript is spliced from 3 exons.
AUGUCGAAGCCUACCGUCCUUCACAUUGGCGAGCCUAUCAAGUAUAACCAUAAAAUCUACGAGACCGAGUUCUUACAGCGAUUUAACGUGGUGCGCAACGAGGAUCUAGAUCGGGCCUCCUUCAUUGAGGCGCUGAAAACCAAGAAAUAUGGCGAUUUUGUAGCCAUCUUCCGUCCGCACUUUCAGACGGGCGGAGAAAUGGGCCAGUGGGAUUCGGACUUGAUCCCGCUUCUUCCAUCCUCAUGUCGUAUCUUCGCUUCGGCAGGCGCAGGCUUCAACUGGGCAGAUGUGGAUUUGCUUGCAGAGCACGGCAUCUGGUAUGCCAACGGUGCGGGCGCGUCUGACGAAGCCGUGUCCGAUACUGGGCUCUAUAUGAUCUUGUCGGUAUUCAGAAACUUCACACGCGCACAAUUGGCCGCAAGAGCUUGCGACAUCGAAGAGUUCGAGAAAACACACAAGCUGAUUGCGACCAUUAGUGCGAACCCUAGAGACCAUAUCUUGGGUAUCGUGGGGUUGGGUAAUAUCAGCAAGAAGCUUGCGUACAAAGCAAGGACAGCUCUAGGGAUGGAGAUUCACUACUUCGAUGUUGUGCGGGCGACUUCAGAUGUCGAAACUGAGUUAGGCGCAACCUACCACGAGAGCCUAGGUGAUCUGCUCACUAUCGCCGAUUGCGUCUCGUUACAUACACCUCUAAACAAGCAUACCCAAGACCUGAUAGGUGAAAAGCAGCUAGCCAUGAUGAAGAAAGGCUCUCGCAUCAUCAACACUGCCCGAGGACAAGUCCUAAACGAAGAUGCCCUCGUAUCAGCAUUGCAGAGCGGCCACAUAAGUGCCGCAGGGCUCGACGUCCACUAUCAUGAGCCGCAAGUCUCCGAAAAGCUCGCGGCCAUGCCUCAAGUCACUCUUACAACCCACAUUGCCGGAGGAGCGCUUAAUACACGCAUCAACUUCGAAUUGGGCGCGAUGAAGAACAUUCUCAGAGUAGUUGGCUCCGAUGGACAGUUCACGGGCGUUGAGCCUUCGACACCCGUGAAUAAGCCUGCUGUUCUUGCGUCGCAGAAAGAAUGA